This is a messenger RNA of Ficedula albicollis (Collared flycatcher), 1545 nucleotides long. RefSeq names its product phosphodiesterase 6G (gene PDE6G). Gene Ontology annotation, cellular component: photoreceptor outer segment membrane. Lineage: Eukaryota; Metazoa; Chordata; Aves; Passeriformes; Muscicapidae. Bases 1237 to 1500 code for a protein of 87 amino acids. The transcript is spliced from 4 exons. The record is from RefSeq and is a predicted model, not a curated record. Gene Ontology annotation, molecular function: cGMP binding; 3',5'-cyclic-nucleotide phosphodiesterase activity. Gene Ontology annotation, biological process: positive regulation of G protein-coupled receptor signaling pathway; positive regulation of epidermal growth factor receptor signaling pathway; visual perception.
AUGAUGGCAGACACCGCCGGGGUGACCGGAUGCGGAGUUGGGUUAUUUGCGGUGUUUAUUGCGUGCUGAGCGCGGCGUCCCGGGGGUGUCACGCGAGGUCGGGUCACCUCCCGUCUCAGAGGGAGCUGCCCUUGGGGACAGGAGGUGGCUGAGCCCUGGAUUUCCCAAGAGCUGGGUGCUGCGUCCUGCCCAGCCUGACAAAUCCCUGCCAAGGGCAGCCCUCCUCCUCCUCCUCCUCCUGUGCUCCCAGCUGGAAUUUAAGCACCUUGGGGGGGAUUUUCAGCAUGCCCUGGUGAUGGGGAGGGCUGGGGGGCAGUGCCAGACCCCUCCCCAGCAGCACCAGAAAGCCUCUUAGGGGGGAGGGCUCGGGGAGGCAGCGUGUGGCAGCGAGCACGUGGGAAGCAGCAGCCACAUGUCAAGGACAUUGUCGCUGUCCCUGGUGUCACAUCCUGCCAGGCUCCUCUCCAAGGUGCCUUUUCUGCUUCUGUCUUAAAUCCCCAUAAAUUUGUCCCACAACCCCCUCUCCAUCCUGGGGGAUUCACAGCCACUGAGACCCACACAGACCCCCCACAUGAUCCCAGGACAAGGUCCCCAAGAAGCCACCAAACCUUCAAGUAUCACUCACUAAUGAACCCUAAUUAACAGCCAGGCUCUGCUCUCUGCCAGGGAAGUAGGUGGUUCUCCAUGGAAAACACUCCUGGACCCCUUUAAUCCUGUUUGUUAGAGCCCAACUAAUUGCAAUUAGUGGCAGGGGCUGAAGUUCAAUUAAAGUGUGCCGAGAUUAGUCUGUUUUUAAUUGCUUUAGUGCUGGAUUAGGGAAGCUUUGGAGUGACACUGGGUGUGGGCAGGGGCUGUUGGACCAGGACCCCCGCCCAGGCUGGGCUGGAGGCUGGAAUGGGGUUCCCAUCGCUCUCUUUGGGAUCAGGGGACACUGGGGCAAUCUCUUUGGGAAUGGGAUCCCCCCCACGUGGGGUCCACUGCCCACCCAGCCCGGUCAGGGCUAAUCCUGACCCCUCCUCCCCCCCAGAGCAGGGGAAGGACACUGGAUUACCCCUGGGGAAAGAAGGGAGGUCAAUAAUCCUAUUACCCCCGGGCAGGAUAAAUCUCCCUCCCCGAAAAGCCCCCCAGAACAUCCCUGGGCUGCGGGACGGAGGGAGCAGCUCUGGAAUCGUGGGACUCUAGGGUGUGAGGAGCCGCAGGGAAGGCGGUGAGCCGGGGCUGCAGCCCCCCACAGCCAUGAGCCUGGAGCCCCCCAAACCGGAGCUGAAAUCGGCCACCAGGGUCACCGGGGGUCCCGCCACCCCCCGCAAGGGACCCCCCAAGUUCAAGCAGAGACAGACGAGGCAGUUCAAGAGCAAACCCCCCAAAAAGGGGGUGCAGGGGUUCGGCGACGACAUCCCCGGCAUGGAGGGGCUGGGAACAGACAUCACUGUCAUCUGUCCCUGGGAAGCCUUCAGCCACCUGGAGCUGCACGAGCUGGCUCAGUACGGGAUCAUUUAGGAUUUUGGCAGGCUCACCUACCCUGUAGUGCUGUGUAGGUCAAGG